UCAUCGUGUAUGAGUCGACCUUUGAUUCUUUGAAUGUAAUCUGUAAUCAAUCCGGGCAAAAUCGAUUGCCAUAUUACGGCAAAUGGCUUUGAAAGGUUUGAAAGUUUUAGAGUUCACGGGGUUGGCCCCAGGACCGUUUUGCGGAAUGCUACUAGCGGAUUUUGGUGCCACGGUGACUAGGAUUGAUAAGAUGCCUUCCAAUAUGUUGGAUGUGCUUCAGGAUGGUAAACGAACAAUUGCAUUGAACCUAAAGAAACCAAAAGCCGUAGAAAUAGUUCGGUCGCUGUGUAGAACAAGCGACGUAUUGAUUGAACCAUUUCGACCCGGGGUGAUGGAAAAGUUAGGCUUAGGCCCGAACGAGAUCAUGCUAGAGAAUCCAAAAUUAAUAUAUGCUCGAUUAACUGGGUUCGGACAGAACGGUCCGCUGGCAGCUCGGGCAGGGCACGACAUUAACUAUGCCGCAGUUUCUGGCGUUCUCUCCCUGUUUGGAAGAAAAUCAGAGCGUCCGACUGCGCCUAUUAAUCUGGUUGCCGAUUUCGCUGGCGGUGGUUUACUUUGUGCCUUCGGAAUUCUAGCGGCGCUUCUUGAGCGGGAACAUUCUGGGAAAGGACAAGUAGUGGAUCAUUCAAUGGUAGAGGGAGCGGCAUACGUUGGCAGUUGGUUUUUCAGGUCACAAAAGCUACCCAUUUGGGGAAAGCCUAGAGGUGAAAAUUUGUUAGACACUGGCGCACAUUUCUACGAUACAUAUAAAACAAAGGAUGGCAAAUAUAUGUCUGUUGGUGCUAUUGAACCUCAAUUUUAUGAGGAACUCCUAGAUGGUUUGGGUUUGCCGAGAGAUUCACCACAGUAUGAGGAUGUUGGAAAGACUAAGAUUUUAUUUGAAAAAAUUUUUCUGACAAAAACUAGAGACGAAUGGACUCACAUUUUUCAGCACCGCGAUGCUUGUGUGUUCCCAGUACUAGAAUUGGAUGAAGCUAUGAAGCAUCCACAAAAUUGUGUUCGCAAUACUUUUGUGGAUAAACGAGAAAGCAAAAGCUCGGAGAUAGUACCAUCGCCUGCGCCCAAAUUAAGCAGAACACCUGCUCUUUCCGGCGCACUGACAGACAAUAUUAAUAUUGUACAAACAGUCGUAGAUAUUUUCAACGAGAUUGGGUUCGAAGCAAGUGACAUUUUAACACUAUACAACGAAGGAGUCAUAUUAUUACCGACCAAGCCAAAGCUCUGAUAAGCAAAUGUCCUAAAUAUUGAGUGAUCGCAAAUCGCAACCACUGUGGUGUAAACUGUUUAUUUUGGUUAUGGCGUUUAGUUUUGGUUUCUGGAUAAAAACCAUAAAAACAAACCACAACACAAUCGCAAUAAUCGUUUGUAAUCUAUACAAACUUUAGAGUGCCUAAAUAUAGAGUGACGGGGUGUGUGUUGAUAAAAAAGUAAAUAACUUUCGUUCUUUCCUAAUGUAUGUCUACCCCGAAACAGACAAAA
This is a messenger RNA of Sabethes cyaneus, 1479 nucleotides long. RefSeq names its product alpha-methylacyl-CoA racemase (gene Amacr). Gene Ontology annotation, cellular component: mitochondrion. Lineage: Eukaryota; Metazoa; Arthropoda; Insecta; Diptera; Culicidae. The transcript is spliced from 2 exons. The coding region runs from base 83 to 1225 and encodes 380 amino acids. The record is from RefSeq and is a predicted model, not a curated record. Gene Ontology annotation, molecular function: alpha-methylacyl-CoA racemase activity. Gene Ontology annotation, biological process: bile acid metabolic process.